AAAAAAAGCCUGGAGUAGCAACUAAGUGUUGAAGCAGAAGAGGAGCAGGAACACCGCUGAAAUGGCCACAAAACUUGUGGAUUUGGUGUACUGGCGGAACAUGAGGACAACUGGUGUGGUGUUCACAGGGCUGGUCGUUGGUCUGGCCAGUCUGUUCCAGCUCAGUGCCAUCACCGUGCUGUCCCACAUCUGUCUCGGCAUUAUGUGUAUUACCUUCCCUCUGCGCCUCUAUUAUAAACUGCUGGAACUAAUGCGCUGGAACCCCGGGGUCCACCCUUUCCAGUCCUGUCUGGAUCAUGACAGCACUCUGACAGACAAGGAGACUGUGAUACUGGUGGAAGAAGUGGUGCUACUUAUUGCAUUCGCUGUCACAGAGCUCAAGCGGCUCCUUUUCAUUGGCAGCAUAUUUGACUCAAUCAAGUUUGUUGCCCUACUCUAUCUGCUGACUUACAUUGGCAUCCUAACAAACGGACUGACUCUGAUGAUAACUGUUACCUACAAGUUUUGUAAUUGUUCCUAG
Messenger RNA from Thalassophryne amazonica, 520 nucleotides. It is a transcript of the gene rtn2b, whose product is annotated as reticulon 2b. NCBI's taxonomy places the organism in Eukaryota, Metazoa, Chordata, Actinopteri, Batrachoidiformes, Batrachoididae. Bases 62 to 520 code for a protein of 152 amino acids. The record is from RefSeq and is a predicted model, not a curated record. The transcript is spliced from 5 exons.